Molecule: messenger RNA, 2869 nt
Organism: Pleuronectes platessa (European plaice)
Lineage: Eukaryota; Metazoa; Chordata; Actinopteri; Pleuronectiformes; Pleuronectidae
Gene: dbn1
Product: drebrin 1
Exons: 14
Coding region: 668-2173 (501 amino acids)
Biological process (GO): neuron projection morphogenesis; postsynaptic actin cytoskeleton organization; positive regulation of axon extension
Cellular component (GO): site of polarized growth; lamellipodium; actin filament
Molecular function (GO): actin filament binding
Source: RefSeq, a predicted model, not a curated record
AGGAAAGGAUGCUUGAGGGUGUGUGUGAGUUGUGUGUGUUUGUGUGUUUUUGCGUGUGCAUGUGUGUGAGUCCCCCCUCAGGGUCCAGAGCAACUAAAACUCUGCUGACGUCCGUCUGAAACUUUACGUCUUGCUCCACAGACGCUUCUUCUAUGAAAAUCAAAACUUUGAAAAGUACUGAACUGACCCUUAAUGAACUUUGUGGACGUGAUUAAACUCAGAACCUUCUGGUCAGUAGAAGUUCUGGACUCUUGUGGAUCCGAUUCUUUUCUCAGAAGAAAGUCAAACUGUUUUUAUCUGCCCUGAAACGACCUUGUGACGUUUGUACGUAUUGUUUUCGGGGGUUGAAGGACGAGCAGCUCCCAGACACAGCAAGGAUUUAAUCUGUCUCUUGUUUUGUAAAUAAAAAUCAACAAAUGGACGAGGACAGACAGUGAGACAAGCGUCUCAGGCCUGAUCCCGGCUCUUUGUCCACAGAGACGUCUCAGCUCCGUCUGCUCAGGGAGGUUUUCAGUCUGGAGCCUGAGAGAAGAAGUGAAAGUUGUUAUUUAGGGAACGAAGGGCCUUGUUUACAUACGAGGAUGAGAGUAAUGAUUUGACACUUUUCGCGUCAGGAGUGGGAGGCGGCCUCCCGGAGAUCACGCUGACCUUCGACAAUGGGAAAGUGAUGUACGGCUUCUGCAGCCUGAAGGAGCCGAGCGCCGCUCUGCCACGAUACAUCCUCAUCAACUGGGUGGGCGAAGACGUGCCGGACGCCAGGAAGUGCGCCUGCGCCAGCCACGUGGCCACCGUCGCAGAAUUCCUCCAGGGCGUGGACGUCAUCAUCAACGCCAGCAGCCUGGAGGACAUCGACCCGUCGGCCAUCGGGCAGCGGCUGACCAACGGGGGGGUAGCGGUGGCCAGUCCGGUCCUGAGCCGCCUGAAGACCAGAGAGGACGAGCACGGAGACGUGGGAACAGUUUACGAGAAAACCAACGCAGAGGUGGAAAUGAAGAAAAUCAAUCGAGAGGAGUUUUGGGAGCAGGCCAAGCGAGAGGAGGAGCUGAGGAAGGAGGAGGAGCGCAAGAAGCUGGCGGAGGAGCGUCAGCGCUUCGAGGAGGAGCGGAUGGAGCUGGAGAGGAAAGAGCAGGAGAGCCGAGAGCAGAGGUACCGAGAGAGGGAGCUUCAGAUCGAGGACAUCAGGAAGAAGCUGCUGGAGGAGGAAGAGGCCAAAGAGCGGCUGAAGAACCAGGAGAAGAUGGCAGCGGAGGCGAGCCUCGAGGACCUGAACCUGGACAAGAAGGAGACGGAGGUGGAGGAGGCGAAGGCCAUCAUCGCCCAGCGCUCAGGAAACCCCCGGGAGUUCUUCAAGCAGAAGGAACGAGCCAUGACCAUCAGCGUGGACACCUCGCCCGUCUCCGUCCACAGACCCGGGGACGAUGACCACGAAGCGAGCACAGAGCAGAACAUGGCCGCCGGGUCGCCCAUCCCCAGAAUCAUCACCACAGCCAUCAAAGAGGAUCUGAGCCGAGAGGAGGAGGACGAGAGAGACGUGUGGGACCCGGCCCCGAAGCGGGACCCGAAGCCGGCGGUGCAGGAGUCCCCGUCCUCGAAGCCGGUGCAGAGCGUGGCCCCGCAGGCCCGCGACUCCUCCGGCUUCAACGUGUGGGAAUCUGGGACGGACCGACUGGUCAACCUGUGGGACAGCAGCUGCGACCCCCCCACCGACCCCUCCCAGACCUCCCAGUCCUCCAACCUGGUGGACCUGAUGGGCAGGGACAGCGUCCUGCCCAGUGCCGCCGCCGCCGCCAGCCGGCCUCAGCCCCUCCUCAGCUUUGACGAGAUGAUUGACGGCUCCUUCUGCUCGGGCCCCGCGGCCGAGGACGACCCGUCCAGUCUGGUGGACGUGACCAGCUCGGACCAGAUGACCCUCAGCUACCAGCAUGCACUGCAGCAUGUGACCGAGGGGGGGCAGGAGGCUGAUGACGGACAGCUCCUGAUGACCAAUGGGGAGAUGCUGCUGAAAGAAGGGACGCAGGCGAGCGAGGGAUACUUCAGCCAAUCACAGGAGGACGAAUUUGGCCAAUCAGAGGAAUCCUCAGCCAAACCGGCGCCGGUCUUUUAUAACAAGCCACCAGAGAUUGACAUUACGUGCUGGGACACAGAUCCCGUGGUCGAUGACGACGACGACUAACCGACCAAUCGCACGCCGCCCAUCGGACCAAGAGGAAGUAGGAAGUUCAUGAAGAAAUCUUUUCUAAAAAAAAAAGAAAACACAAACAAACAAAUAAUAGCAAGUUCUGCAUCAAACUACUUGUGUAUAAUCUUUUAGAGAAACGAAACAGUAGCCACAGAAAAAGACGUUUGAUUUAAAAAGUUCGAGGCUCAGUUUAUUUUCUGUGUUUGUUAUUUUAUUUAUUUGUUUUUUCUUCUUCUUCUUUUUUUUUUUUCGCUAUGCAGAUGUCACCGCUCCGGGGACGUUUGUUUUGUGUACUUGAUUAAUGACACGUUAACGUAGCACACUGCUGCAGAGUAGAGACGAGGGCGGCGAGUGUGACACACACACACACACCAGCUCUGUAGUGCUUUAACACACAUUAUACAACUAAUACAAUGCAUCAUUACAGCUCCUGUGUUCCUCCUCUUCACUCCCUCUUUCUUUGCUCUCCUCUUUUUCACCUCCCCCCUUCCUCCCUCCAGCACUCAGCAAGUCACUUAAUCUUGUAUUUAUCGCUAAAAGAAACAGAAAAGAACACGGUGGAAUCUUUUAUUUAUUCUGGUGUAUCUGAAACUCCUGAAUCACGUCAGCCUGUGGCUCCCUGUCGACCUUUUUCACUCCUUUUGUAUGAUUUUACGACUGAAUUCAAGAUUAAAUGGCUUGUGAAUCCUC